Molecule: messenger RNA, 1777 nt
Organism: Pangasianodon hypophthalmus (striped catfish)
Lineage: Eukaryota; Metazoa; Chordata; Actinopteri; Siluriformes; Pangasiidae
Product: CD48 antigen-like
Exons: 6
Coding region: 74-1030 (318 amino acids)
Source: RefSeq, a predicted model, not a curated record
UUUGUGCACUGAAUCCUUCACUCACACUGAUGUUCAGGACGACGGGAAAAUGUCUGGCUGACAAACACUUACUAUGGAUUAUGAAAAUGUGACUAUUUUAGCAGGAAACAGGAUACUCUGGACUUUUCUCCUCCUGCUGUGCUGUUUACUGUGUGCGGCUGGAGACGAGACGGUCAAACUGCAGGAAGUGGAAGGAACCAAUAUAACUCUCCAUACUGGAAUAACUGGAAUUCAGAGUGAUGCUCAUAUAAUGUGGUUUUAUGGACCUGAGAAAGCAGAGGAAAAGAUAUUGAACAGUCAGGUGUUAAAAGGAGAAACCGUUACAGAAAUCAGUGAGAGAUUUAAAGAGCAACUGCAGCUGGACAGAACCAGUGGAGCUUUAACCAUCAGGAACAUCAGCACAAAUGAUUCUGGAGUUUAUUUAUUACAAGUCAUCACUGGACGUCUCACAUCCAAGACUUUCAGUGUCAGUGUUUAUGCUCCAGUAUCAACUCCAGUAAUAAGAAAUCAAAGAGGAAAACGAAGUGUGUCUUCCACAGAGCAGUGUUUCCUCCUGUGCACUGUGGAGAAUGGAGAAGAUGUGAAGUUAUCCUGGUACAGAGGGAAUGAGAGAAUCUCCAUCACCAAUAACACAGAUCUCAGUGUUCCCCUCAAUCUCCCACUUCAAAUACAACUCCAUGAUAUUAACACUAACACUUAUAUCUGUGUGUCUGCAAACCCUGUCAGCAAUAAAACAACUUCUCUCAACAUCGCACAGCUCUGUGAUCAUAACUCAGGACAAACUGAUCGUUCCCGUUCACUGCUUCCUGUCCUGAUAUCUGUUGGAGUUUUUGUGUUAUUAAUAAUACCUGUAUGUGUGUGGUUUUGGCUGAAAAAGAAAAAGCGACCAGUUUCUGAAGUGACUUACGCUGCUGUGAAUAUUACAACUCACAGUGCAGAGAGACUUAGAGAGGAAGAAAACUCGAGAGAAACACAUGGUGAAGCAGAGAGUGUCUGUGUGGUGUAUUCAGAGGUGAACAGAUCCACAUAAUUCAAUAUAUCAUUUUUACUAUAUUGUUAAUUAUAAAUCUUAUUAUUAUGAUCUAUGUAAUUGGUCACAAAAGGUCACUGUACAUGUUACCUAAGGCAUUUACAUGUGCUGUUUGUCUUCAGGCAUCAGUGUUUAAUAUUAAUUUAACAUUUGCAUGUGCUCGUUAUGUAAAUAUGAAUAUCAACUUUAAAGUUAGCUUAAAAAAAAACCCUAAUGUCAAAAAUGGCAAGCUAAUCAAAAAUGCUUCACUGGAACACAUCAGUUUUUUUAAAGGAAUCAGCAGCUUCAGUUUUCCAGCUGCUCCUCGGUGUUUACGCUUCUCACAUUACAGCCCUAUUGUCCAGAUCAGAUACAGAUACAGGUACAGAGCUCUGGGUUAGAGGUGUGUGUGGGACUGGAACGAGAAAACUGAACACACUGCACGAUAAAGCCUGUAACCCUGAAGACAUAACACCAGCCUGUUAAAGCUCCUGACUGAGAGAGAGACAGAUCUAGAAGAUGAAGUUAAAGGUGUUAGAGUUGUCGUUUGUUUGUUCAUCAGAUUAACACGGGUACCGUAAUUCCUGAAAAACCUGAUAAGUCAAUAUUGUUCCUGGAACACUGCUUGUUCAGGCUCAGUGUGUAGCUCUAAACACAGCGUCAUAACUGAAAGACACAGAAGCGUCAGAGAGCUUGUAUUAUAUGAAAGAGAGAGAGAAGUGUUUGCUGUGUGUGUUUGUUUUUUUAAUAAAAAUGUAAAAGUGUAAA